Messenger RNA from Ornithorhynchus anatinus (platypus), 2469 nucleotides. It is a transcript of the gene UBASH3A, whose product is annotated as ubiquitin associated and SH3 domain containing A. Gene Ontology annotation, molecular function: protein binding. Gene Ontology annotation, biological process: negative regulation of T cell receptor signaling pathway. The coding region runs from base 12 to 1841 and encodes 609 amino acids. The transcript is spliced from 14 exons. Gene Ontology annotation, cellular component: cytoplasm. The record is from RefSeq and is a predicted model, not a curated record. NCBI's taxonomy places the organism in Eukaryota, Metazoa, Chordata, Mammalia, Monotremata, Ornithorhynchidae.
GGCCGGAAGACAUGGCGACAGCUGAAUUGCAGCUCUACGCGAAGGUCUCCAACAAGCUUAAAAGCCGGAGCUCCUUCCCCUUACUGGACUCUCUCCUGGCCCUGGGCUUCCCUGCACACACUGCGCAGAAGGCAUUGGCAGCUACUGGCAGAAAAACAGCACAAGAGGCAGCUGAUUGGUUACAUUUCCAUUACAAUGACCCUUCCCUGGAAGACCCGAUCCCUCAGGAAUACGUCCUCUACCUGUGCCCCACCGGGCCCCUGUUGGAGGAACUGCAGGAGUUUUGGAGAGAAAGUAAGCUCCAGUGUGCCAGAAACAGAGCUCACGAAGUUUUCCCCCACGUGACUCUCUGCGAGUUCUUCACGUGCGAAGACCAGAAAGUGGAUUGUUUGUACGAAGCCCUGAAGAGAGCUGGAGACAAGAUUUUGCAUUCCUUCCCAUCUGUAAUCCCCCUAACCCUCCAUUCUUCCAUCAGUUACCUGGGGUUCUUCAUUGAUGAAGGCCCUGCUGAUGUAAUUCGGGAAUUCGCCAUGUCUUUUGCUACGGAAGCCGCCAUCUUGGCAGAUUGUCUUGUAAAACCUUGCACGAAGCAGCUCCAUCUCACCUUGGCUCACAAGUUUUAUCCUCACCAUCAGCGAACAUUGGAGCAACUGGCUAAAUUCAUCCAUCAGGGACAGAGCUGCCAGUGGAUUGCAGCUCUGUAUUCACGCGACAUGCGGUUUGUGCACUACCAGACGCUGCGGGCGCUCUUCCAGUACAAGCCUCAGAACGUGGAUGAACUACUGCUGAGUGCAGGCGAGUACAUCUUUGUGGACCGGACCCAGCCGAACGAAGCCAGUGAAGGCUGGGUGAUGGCAACCUCCCACCGGACGGGCUGCCGGGGAUUUGCUCCUGAGAAUUACAUGGAGAGAGCCAACGAGUCAGACACUUGGGUCAAACACAGAACGUACACCUUCAGCUUAGCCUUGGGCCUGGAGGACAAGAAUGAAAGUGGACCUAGCUGCAGCCUGAAUGGUAUUGUACAGAUAACCCCUCUAAGGAGAAGUCUUUUGGUAGUUCGUCAUGGGGAAAGAGUAGACCAAAUCUUUGGAAAGUCUUGGUUGCAGCAGUGUUGUACCUCAGAUGGAAACUACUUUAGACCGGACCUGAAUUUCCCUUGCAGUCUACCCAGAAGGAAAAAUGGCAUCAAAGAAUUUGAAAAUGACCCUCCUUUAUCCUACUGUGGUAUAUUCCAGGCCCGACUUACAGGGGAAGCUCUCUUGGAGAAAGCAACAAAAAUUGGCUGUGUUUACUCCUCACCUGCUCUCCGCUGCAUACAGACAGCAAAGUAUAUCCUAGAAGGGCUCAAACUGGAGAAAAAAAUGAAAAUAAGAGUGGAACCUGGACUGUUUGAGUGGACAAAAUGGGAAGGAGCCAGGGCAGUGCCGCCUCUCAUGACCCUGACGGAGCUGAAGGAGGCGCACUACAACAUCGACCCCAACUACAGCUCCGAAUACCCCAUCUCCUGCCUGGUGCCGUCGGAAAGCUACGAGGACUACGUGAGCAGGUGUUCCGUGACUGUGCAGCAGAUCAUGAAAUCCUGCUCUCGGGAAGCUGGAGUUGUCUUAAUCGUGGGCCACGGUUCAGCUCUGGACUCCUGCACACGACCUCUCCUGGGCCUCCCUCCUCGAGACAGCAGUGACUUUGCCCAGCUGGUGAGAAAGAUCCCUUCUCUGGGCAUGUGUUUCUGUGAAGAGCUUAAGGAGGAAAACAGAUGGCAGUUGACAAACCCCCCAGUUAAGACACUGACUCAUGGGUCGAAUUCUGCAUUUAACUGGAGAAACUGGAUACUUGAUGAAUAAGCAACUCAGUCCGUUAGUUGAAAUGAACUUCAUAAUGAAGAAAGGACCAUUUUUGUCCCUGAGAUUCAGCAACCCGAUGGAAUGUCAAAUUAUGACUAUGAAGGCAUUUCAAUUUCUUCUGAGAUGAAAUGUAGAAGCACAACAUGCACUUUUGGAUCCCGGUGGGUGUGUCUCAUCUGUUUUUCUGUUCUGGAUCUCUCUCUCCAUCCCCUCAAAACAUCUUUGGAGUGCUCGGGUGUGGACCUUCCACAUUCGGACAUACGGCUGGGAGGGUGAAAUAAAACUCUCUCCCUUCAAGUGAACAUGAGGCAACAGGAGGGGUUUGUGUCUAGAAAGCCAAAACCACCAGUGUGAAUGGGGCCCCUCACCUGACUAAUGGGCCACUUGUUCCCCCUGGAGGAAACACGAGCUAAAUGCCACUGGGUGGGAGCAGGUGGAGAUAGAAAGGUCUGCUCUAUCUAAAUCCCCAGUGACCUUCCAGGCCACCCUAGGAAUUUGAAGAUAUGGACUCUGUCACCAUCCAGUGGCUGAAUUCGGCCCCUAGACAACCAGCCUCCUGAGCCUCUGUGCACUUCUGUCUCUUCUAAUCCAGAAUGCAAUCUAGUAACAUAAAAAUCUUUAACAUUGA